Auanema sp. JU1783 is the source of this 549-nucleotide messenger RNA. Lineage: Eukaryota; Metazoa; Nematoda; Chromadorea; Rhabditida; Rhabditidae. The record is from the annotation of a GenBank genome assembly.
GCCAUUCAUGGACACGACCUGUUAGGAGGCGUUGCUCAGGUCUCUAUCACUAUUGGUUUCCAACCACAUUUCUUUUUUCCAUGUGGCGGCAUGUACUUUGGAGGGUUGUUCACUCGCUUCGGGAUUAUGAGCACUAAGGCGCAAGUUUGGCUUGAAGCUGCUGUGAUAGCUACGAGUGUAACCUUCGCUCUUCUUAUUACGAUCAACCGAGCUCUCGCAGUUUCACAUCCGAGAUCAAGCGAAAUCAUCCCAGUCUGCUCAGUUCUUAGCCAACCAACGAAGACUUACAGUUGGAGUUUUAUUAUGACCGCAGAAAUAAUUGGACUGGCCAUUCCUAUCAUCCUCAUGAUGUUCUGCGGUAUUUUCAAGAUUGGAAAUCCAAUUUUGUUCCAAAUCGCUAUAAUAAGCAUCUGUUUCUAUCCUGCAUUUGGGUCUUACUUCGUGUUGAUGUCCAACACAGAUUACAGGAAUAGGAUUCAAUCCAUCUUCAAGAGAGCACAAAAGGCGACAUCACUCACUCGUGAUCAGACUGACUGCAUAACGAUCUAG